AUGUCGUUUUCAUGGCUGACUUGUUCGCUUCUUCUGGGAACUUUAUGCGCAGGGUACAGUCUGGGCGAAGCGGAGACCCGGGAGUGUGUUUACUACAAUGAUAACUGGCGCACUGAGAGGACCAACCAGAGUGGCUUUGAGCGUUGCGAGGGGGACAAGGACAAGCGGCUUCACUGUUACGCCUCCUGGCUCAACUCCUCAGGGACCAUCAAGCUGGUGAAGAAAGGCUGCUGGCUGGAUGACUUCAACUGUUACGACAGGCAAGAGUGCGUCUCCAUGGAGGAAAACCCUCAGGUCUUCUUCUGCUGCUGCGAGGGCAACUACUGCAACGAGCGCUUCACCCACCUCCCGGACAUGAUUGGCAGCGGCAACCGAGUGAAAAUCCGGCCUCCACCCAGAGUGCCGUCCCUGCUCAGUGUGCUGGUUUACUCUCUGCUGCCUCUCUGUGUGCUGUCGCUGGCUCUGGUUCUGGCCUUGUGGAUGUACCGCCACCGCAAACCCCCCUAUGGCCAUGUAGACAUCAGCGAGGACCCUGGACCAACUCCUCCAUCCCCUCUGGUGGGUCUGAAACCCCUGCAGCUGCUGGAAAUCAAAGCUAGGGGGCGCUUUGGUUGCGUUUGGAAAGCCCAGCUGAUGAGUGAAUAUGUCGCUGUCAAGAUCUUCCCUAUUCAGGACAAGCAGUCGUGGCAAAACGAACGGGACAUAUUCAUGACUCCCGGAAUGCGUCACGAAAACAUCUUGCAUUAUAUUGCUGCAGAGAAGCAUGGAACCAACCUGGAGGCGGAGCUGUGGCUCAUCACCGAGUUCCAUGAGAGGGGCUCAUUGACAGACCACCUGAAGGGCAACACUGUGACCUGGACUGAGCUGUGUCACAUAGCAGAGACCAUGUCCCGUGGCCUGGCCUACCUCCACGAGGACAUUCCCACCUACAAAGGAGAAGGUCCCAAACCCACUAUCGCCCACAGGGACUUCAAGAGUAAAAAUGUGAUGCUGAGAGAAGAUUUGACUUCAGUUAUCGGAGACUUUGGACUGGCUGUGAGAUUCGAACCAGGAAAGCCUCCAGGAGAUACUCAUGGACAGGUUGGUACGAGGCGUUAUAUGGCUCCAGAGGUACUGGAGGGAGCCAUCAAUUUCCAGCGAGACUCCUUCCUGAGGAUAGACAUGUACGCCAUGGGGCUGGUCCUGUGGGAGCUUGUGUCACGCUGUUCAGAUCCUGACGGCACAGUGAGUGAGUAUAUGCUGCCGUUUGAGGAUGAAAUAGGCCAACAUCCCUCCCUGGAGGAUCUGCAGGAUGUGGUUGUGCACAAGAAGAUGCGUCCAGUCAUUAAGGAUAGUUGGCUCAAACAUCCAGGACUGUGCCAGAUGUGUGAGACCAUUGAGGAAUGUUGGGACCACGAUGCAGAGGCGCGCUUGUCCGCUGGCUGCGUGGAAGAGCGUAUUGGUCAGAUCUCCAGGACGACCUGCAGCACUACCUCAGACAGUCCCCUCUCCGUUGUGACUUCUCUCACUAAUGAGGACCUACCUCCCAAAGAGUCCAGUACCUGAAUGGGUGACCGUAUCUUUCACCAAGGCUCCUGACUUUUAUUUUUCAAAUCCAAACUCAGUGGAUCACUGUUUUAUAUAUAUAUAUAUAUAUAUAUAUAUAUAUAUAUAUAUAUAUAUAUAUAUAUAUAUAUAUAUAUAUAUAUAGUAUCAGAAAAGAAAACAUAAAACAACUAGCAACUUGAAUGUGGCUGCUAUUUUAUCUCAAUACUGGUAUUAUUUAGUUUUUGGUGUUUGAAGUCAGGUCUUACUAACACAUCCACCUGCUGUAGUAAUGAAGCAGUAAUAAGCUAUGCGAUGGACACAUCUCAUAACACUCAUGUGUCAAAUCUUACAUGUUGUCAUUACCUCAUGUAUUUAUUUGGUGUUAGUCUAUUUUAAUUACCUCAUGUGUUUUCUUUUCUUUUUGUUUUUUAACCCCGUUUGGUCAUGAGCGUCUGCAGCCAAGCAAAUGAAUUUUGCUCCAAAACCUCGGCGAGCUGCACACCUCGGAGGAACUGUUUUGAGACUGUGAGACAAAGUACACUCAUUUUCCUCAGGGGUUCUCAGUUCUAAAACGGGCUCCCUCAUUUGAAUGGUAACGACUGGAGACGGGAUGGGAAAGUGGGCGGGGCUUUGGACGUUUUGGGCAAGAACCUUGUCCUUGGGGAACUACCUCUCAGGUAUCCAGUAGUCUUCUUCAGAAUUUCUGUUAAGUUCAGAGCCAAGCUACCCAACUCGCUAUCAUGGACUUUAUUCCUGGAUUUUUAUUUUAUUCUUGUAGACGUUCGAGGUUUCUCCUUUGCCAGUGGCAGGGACAUUGAUGGAUGCUGUCAGGAUGUGCAGUGUUACACAUUCUUUAUUUUAUCUGUGUCUUUGUUGGUGUGAGAGAGGAAAAUUUGGAGACUAAGGGUGUACUCUCACUAGGCGAUCUGUACUGUGCCUGAGCACGUUUCGCCCCAAACUCCAGUUCGUUUGACUGAGCGACUGCUCCGUACCGAGCUCCAUCGCAGUCUGUUUAACUGUGCCUGGGCCCACUUGCAGAGGUGGUCUGGGGUGUGGUUCAGUUGGACUCGGGUGCAGUAUGCGCAUGGUGUGAUCGCUAACUGAGCCAAGGCACCGAUCUCAGACAUCAUAUCACUGAUGUGACUGUUCCAUCUAACAUUAAAAUUAAUAUUAUUACUACUUCUUGGAUAAUACAAUCCUCAAUACAUUCAGCAACAUUUGGGUUAAAAAUGGAUCUUGCCUUAUUGAUGAACGUGAAUCUUCUGCAAGCAAAUCCAUAAUAUAUUUAUUUAUCUGCUCCCUCCAUGAAAUUCUUGUCACAUGUGCAGCAUGUUUAAUUUAUUGCAUAUCUUAGUGCUGCUACAAAAAAUAAAUAAAUAAAUAAAAAUACUCAAAAUAAGCGAUUGUCAGUAAUGUUUCAAACUCCGUUUUUGUAGUUUGGGGAGCCAUGUUGCCAGGUCUACAGUUUUCUAGCAGAAUUUGGCUGCUUUUGAAGUAAUGCAAAUUAUAUGGCUGAGUGUGAGUACUUUUAACUUUUUCUCUUUUUUUUUUUUUUACUUCUGGCAUUAGGUAGGCUACAAGUUGGGUUUGUGUGUGUAUGUCUGUGUGUGUGCUGGUUUUCACUGGCUGUUUUGCUGCAUAGAUCUGGCAACCCUGUGUAGCACCCAUUCUCUUUCUCAAAACUAAAGCCAUGUUUUGAUGACGUUAUCAUGCUUGGGCUCGGUACGUGUACGUGCUUUGUGAGAGUAUGCCCUGAAUGUUGUGUGAUGGAAGGAACACGGCAGGUAGUUGGGUUUAUCCUUGCAAGGGUCAUCCACACUUGAGUCAGCAUCAUGUCUUGUCUUUUUAUUGCUGUUUUGUUCAAUAGAUGGGUUUGGACACCAGUCUUGGAUACCUCAGUCACUGUACACCAUGCAAGGAGAAGCUCAAAACAGUUGCCUUUGUCUCAAAUGCAAUGCCAUAGUUUUCCCACCCCAUGAACCCCAUACAUUGAAUGUCUGUUAUGCUGCUGUGAAUAUUCCAGGAUACUCAAGGAUUUGAAGAUGUACAUGUGUUCUUUGUUACUACGACACUAACGUGAUAACUGUCCGUGGUAUUAUGUGAGGCUAUUAUUGCUGUUGUUUGUUUGUUUGUUUGUUUUUUGACCGGGUAAGCUCUCAGCUGCUUACUCCUCCAGACUGACCUCAGAUUAUCUGACGAGUACCUCAGGCGUUUUGUACGUGUAUAUCAACUCGUGUUAUAUGUAUUUUAGUGUUUUCGUAGUUGAAAUGUUUUUGUUGUUGUUUGGGUCUCUGUCUGUGGAGAUUUUUCAUUCCCCCCCCCCCCCCCCCCCCCCCAAAAAAAACUUUUUUUAAAGAACUCCAGGAUUACCCUGGGUUCUAUUUUUAGAAAAUUUGAGGUUAUGUUUUCACUCAGGGCAAAAAAAAAAAAACCACAAAAACAAUUAAUUGGUGCAACAUUGAUUUGGCCCCUCAUUGGCAGUUAACAUAAUCACUUGGUGGAUGGCUGUGUCAAGAGCUAGGCUAGGCUAAGCUAAGGCAGCUGUUCCCAAGCUUACAAAAUCUGAAAAUCGUCCCACCCAAACCUUCAGACACAAUAUUGAAUGACACACAACUCUAAAAUGAAUUAUUUACAUACAGAUUAUGUUAACCUAGGUCAGAUAAUAAAGAAAAACAAUGUAAAUCCACUGACUAUUAGGUCUUAUUAUUGGGGUUUGCGUAUCUCUCUCUCAUUAAACCAUCCCAUACAUACUUAAGAUACACAAACUAUGAAACACUUCAGGAACAGUACUUUUUAUUCUAGAAAGAUUCAAUGCGAUUUGCAUCAUCUGUUUAAUUUACACAUUUGUUUUCCAUGAUAAUUUGACAUUUGUUACUUUAAAAUACAUAUUUCAUGAAAAGCUAGGGGCCUUCAUCUGUAUUUUAAACCUUGUGGUUUUUACUAGUUGUGUGCUUCACAUUGGCACUUCUUCUGCUCGCCUUUUGUUCACCACUGGGGGCAGCACCACAUACAUUAGCAGAAAGUGCAGUGUGUAGAAGAAGCAUAGCAUGAAUAGCAAAGCCAUACUCUCACGCGUGCCCCUAGCUUAUGGUUAGCCAACAGUGGACGCGCUCGUUUUGGCCGAAAAAAUAUACAGUUUCUGUUUAUUCUGUGUUAGUACGCGCCCGUGGCCGACAUGCUUGAUGAAUUCCUGCGCAAAAAGUAGUUCCGAAA
Thalassophryne amazonica is the source of this 4740-nucleotide messenger RNA. Its product is annotated as activin receptor type-2B-like. Gene Ontology annotation, cellular component: plasma membrane; activin receptor complex. The coding region runs from base 1 to 1545 and encodes 514 amino acids. Lineage: Eukaryota; Metazoa; Chordata; Actinopteri; Batrachoidiformes; Batrachoididae. The transcript is spliced from 11 exons. Gene Ontology annotation, biological process: activin receptor signaling pathway; cellular response to growth factor stimulus; protein phosphorylation. Gene Ontology annotation, molecular function: activin receptor activity; activin binding; ATP binding. The record is from RefSeq and is a predicted model, not a curated record.